GCCGAUCCGAUUGCUCUUUGUCAGUGCUCCGAAUCUUGCAACGAGCCCAAGCCGCCUCUUGACAGUUGCACUCUGACAGUCCUCAAGCAGCUUCUCUUCCCACUGCGUACUCUCUACCACAUCACCGAACUGUUCGAGCUCUUAAACCUUGCUAUUGUUCCCCAUUGCCAGCUUUAUCUCAAACAUGUCUCUUCCAAUAUUCCGAGGGUCUUCUUUUGAUGUUGCUCAGGUCCAACGAUUUUCGAACAGCCCGAGCAAAAUCAUCAUUUCUAUUGACCUAGCAACUACUAGGUGCUGUCUGGCUACCGGUCAGCGACUACUCGUCGAGGAUCACAACCACCCGCCAGCCGGGGUCAAACUCUAUACUUGCUGGACUGAUUCUUACGAAGCCGGCUCCAAGUGGCCGAUCACUGCCAUUCUCUACAACUCCGAAGGAUUACCAAAGACCGGUAAUAAACUCGAAAUGGCUUUCAAGAGUACUCCAACAUCCAGGCGUUUUGAUAUGAAUAAGCACUUUCGACAGUGGAAACUCCUCUUUCACGAUGACCAGAACGACGCGACAAUCAGGGAAAUUCAAGACGAUUUAUCCUGGAAAUUGGAUCUCUUAGGCAAAACCCGUUUGGACCUUCUUCAGGACUGGGUUAAACUGAUCUACGAAGACAUGUUUAUUGUCCAAGACGACGGCCGUUAUUCUUUGAAAGAGUCCAUCGGUUGCUUUGAUAAGAAGGACGUUGAAAUAGUUGUUACGGUCCCCCCCGGACGCUCAGUGCUCGCUCAUGAUCAAGUCCAUGAGGCCUUCAUACAGGAGCCUAUCGGGAAAGGCCAAGUCUUCCUGGUCUCGGAACCAGAGGCAAUGUUUCGAUCUUGGAUACAGAGUGGGGCCGAUCCUCAAGAUUUCAAGAAGGUUGGAGGGAGAUACAUGGUUGUGGACGGAGGCGGUGGAACUUGUUGUAUCGUCCGAUUCCGACUUGAAAGGCUCGAACCAUCACUUGGAUUUGAACAAGAAUACGAGAGCGAAAGCUUUGUUUGCGGCGCUGAAUCGAUUUCCAAUCUCGUAGAAGAAAAGAUUGGGAGAAAAAUCGCGCUUGACGUUCCAAAUCGAGUUUGGGUUCUCGAUCAGUUUCGGCGGCAAUUUGAUGACUAUUUUAAACGCAGAUUCGGAGCAGAUGACGAACAAACAUACAACUUUGAAGUGUCAAACCUCGUGUGCGAGCUCUCGCGCCAAGAAAUAGCAGAAUGUUUCGAUACGUGCAUUGCAAAGUUGUUCAAGGCAAUGGACCGCCACUUAAAGCGGGGGCUUCCUGUCCACUUUCUCGUUCUAGGAGGUGGACUCUUCGCGAGUCCCUAUGUGCAAAAGGCUGUGGAUAAGCAUUUCAACACAUUCAAAAUAUGCCAACUUUCCAAAGAUAAAGGCCAUGUAGCCCAAGGCGCCGUUCUCGUCAGAACCUGUGCACCAUUUAUUAUCAGAAGACCUAUCCUGCGAAGCAAAGCCGUCACCACCUUCGUUGAAGUCACUGAUGCGAUUAAAAGGUCUCCAAUCUUUGAAGAUUUGUAUAUCAAAAAGGAUAAAUUCCUGGGAGAGCAGUGGUGCUUCGCCGCGCAGUGGCUUGCCAAACAGGGAACCGAAGCCAAGAUCAAACAUGCCAAUGAUAUGUAUGAGGUUGCAUCUGAGGCUUCCUUUAAGGACGCAAGGAAACGCUUCUUCGACCUCAGCGAAGAAGAUCUUACAUUCAGUGAGACCAUGCUCACGUUCAACCAUAUUCCUCCUGUUAACCAGGAGCUCUUAUUUCAAUUAAAGGACGAAACAUGGGUUACUAUGGAUGGAAAUCCCAUCCCACAACCAGAAAACUCCGAGAAACUCACAUGGGAUCCCGAAAAGAUCGGUAUUAACCUCAACACUUUGGAAAUCUCGUGUGAUCGUUCAAAAAACAAACCAUUCAGAGUCCUUCGUUACGCAAUUCAAAUGCAGAUGCGGGAAGUCGGGACAAAGUACUGGGUCAAGACCUGGUCGUGGACGAAACCAGCCAAGACCAAAGGAAGAGUACAGCAAAUUCUCCUGUCUGAAGCUGAUGAGUGCCAAGCCCUCUUUACUCCUCAAGAGAUCUCCCGAAAUCUUGCUGCGAGCUACGAUCUUGGACCGGGUAUGAGGAAAGAGGCUGGCAACGAAGACGGAGAAUCUCGUAGGGCACAUCAACACGACAAGGGGGCGAAGGAUCCCUCAACGGCACACUCUCUGGCUAACCAGGCACUUCACGUGGAGUCUUCCUCGCGAAUUGCCUCAACGAUUGUAGUAGACCAGGCUCCUCAUGGUAACCACACUUCCGCCCCUUCGUCAUCUUUCAGACACGACCUAUUGUCUGCUCAAUGGGAUUUCUCCCAAUAUCGACAGCAAUCUCACAGUCCAUUGAGGACUGUGCGACCCAGCCAGAGACAAAGCAUCGAAGGCAACGCCGAAUACAGCAUCGGUGCCCCCAGAAAUAAUGGAGGGUGCUGGACUUGCAAGUUCAGAAAUGUGAAGUGUGAUAUCCUAACGCCUAAAUGCAAUGAGUGCGCCAGUCUAGGUCUUAUUUGUGAAUACGGACGCCCAACUUGGUGGUAUGAUGAUGAUCUUAAGCAAGUCCAAAAGGAAACCAACAAACACUUGAUCAAGGAGCAUAAAGCAUUAUUGGCGUUGGGCAGACAAUCGCUGGACCGGACACGCCAGGUGGGUUUGCCCAGAAUUGCGAGCAAUCCAAAGACGGGUUUGAGACCACAGGCAACUCAGAGUGCCCCAGCUCAGAAUUAUUCUGGAAGCCAGAAUCCACCUAUCGCGGAUCCACAAGCACUGGUUCCACGGAAAGCAUAUGUUCCCAAAGCGAAGACUCCUCUCCCACCACGAAAGCCGUCUCCCGUCUACGAUGACUAUGAUAUCUACGAUGAUCUUCCACCGUCCCCGAAGAGAGCUCGAAUGUUCUCCACUCCUUCCACUGUGACUAGUAUUGGGGAAGAAGGAAUGGGAAUUGAUGAUAGUUGGAUUCGACGAUCAACACGGCAACGAGAGCCCACCACACAGCCAGUAGACAUGGUCAAGUGGGAUGAUAUUAAUUCGGAUGAGUUUGGCGUUGAGUCUGAUACUGCUGAGUCGGAAUAAGAAGAGAUUGGCUUCCCGGAAUAAUCGUGAGUCAGUACUCCUUGAAUAAAUUGAAUGUUUCAUAACGAGCGGGAAAGGGGGAGAGUAUCUGCAAGUGACAGGUUGACGAAAAGUCACAAGAAAAAUUUCCUUUCUCAUCAGGGUGGGGAGAAGCGUAUUGCGGUCUGUUGGGUCACAUCAAUAAGUAGUCUUACAAAUUGCCCUCUAUCAAACGGUCUUCCUUUCUAGCCCUCC
Molecule: messenger RNA, 3364 nt
Organism: Hyaloscypha bicolor E
Lineage: Eukaryota; Fungi; Ascomycota; Leotiomycetes; Helotiales; Hyaloscyphaceae
Exons: 14
Coding region: 185-3130 (981 amino acids)
Biological process (GO): regulation of DNA-templated transcription
Molecular function (GO): DNA-binding transcription factor activity, RNA polymerase II-specific; zinc ion binding
Source: RefSeq, a predicted model, not a curated record